Molecule: messenger RNA, 897 nt
Organism: Sclerotinia sclerotiorum 1980 UF-70
Lineage: Eukaryota; Fungi; Ascomycota; Leotiomycetes; Helotiales; Sclerotiniaceae
Exons: 5
Coding region: 1-897 (298 amino acids)
Source: RefSeq, a predicted model, not a curated record
AUGGUUGUCGACUCCGUUCCUAAGCACCUUGAAACUUUGGUUCGGGAUAGAGAUGGCCCAUAUUGUACCAUGACUAUGUCACAAGCAAGUGGUACGAGACCAGCGCCUCAACAUGUUGAGUCCGCUCAUGUGAUUCCUCCAUCGAUGCUUCGAGAUAUCGAGACCGCUGAGGGGGGACACUUGAUUUCUGUUUUAGAAGCCUUUAUUUCUACAUCUCAUGUUCAUCGACUGAGAAAAUUGCUUUCUGAUAGCGUUGAAGACAAUGCAAUCUUUUUACGAAACAUUUGGUUACUUUCGCCGAUUGUGCAUAAGGCUUUCCGUGCUGAUCACAUUGAAGUACGAAGAAUUGAUCAAUUAAAUAGCUCAGAUGCCGAGGCUUCACAAACAGAGAUGCCUCUGUACGAUUGCGCUACUAUCGUUACUUAUGGACCAUUGGAGAAAGGUUAUGUGGACCCGAGGAAGUACAAUGGGUUCAACGAGUCCCUUUUGGACUUUAUAUCAAAGAGACGCGAGCUUAUAUAUGACCAUCUCACACCCAACCGAACAGGCGGUCCCUUCAACCACGAGCUCGAACUCAACGCAUACAUGUACAGCGAGGUAGGUGGCGGUCAAACACUAGCAGAAAUCUACGGCGGAGAAGAAAAGAUACCUAAUGGCCACCAAUCAGUCUUCACACAUUCCGAUUUCCAUUAUUCCAAUUUAUUAGUGGAUCAAGGGCGAUUUUGUGGUAUUAUUGAUUGGGAAUGUGCUGAUUUCAAGCCCGAAUAUUGGGAAUUCACACAUGCGGGCUUUGGAUCUUGGGGCUGUAAAUAUGAGAUGUCCUUGUGGCGAAGGAUAUUUGGAAAUCAAUAUGAUGAGAUUCUUGAGAUGGAGGAGAGACGAUGGAGCAUCAUGUGA